UGCCCCUCUCAAUAUGGCGGCAACGUUAACGUGCGAUCCGAAUACUCGUGCAGGCGUACACUUUGAACACCCCGGGUGUCACGUCUGGUGUUAGGAAGUAAACAAACUCACUUGGGUUUAUCAUUUGGAGAUGGAUAACAGCGACGGUGAGAUGGAGGAAGACGAAAGCGAGUGGAAAGCGUGUUUCGUGGACUCAGCUGCAGUCUGUCCCUCCACCUCUGUAGCCGCUACUUCAGGGUCAAUUAUCAAGACUCCUGAAUCUGUACACAGAGUUAUUCUCCAUUUUGACCUUGACUGCUUUUAUGCUCAGGUGGAAAUGAUCAGAAACCCAGCUUUAAGAGAUGUCCCUCUAGGUAUACAGCAGAAAUACAUCAUAGUCACCUGUAACUACAUGGCCAGGGAGCGGGGCGUCACCAAGCUGAUGUCUGUUACUGAUGCCAAGGAGAAGUGUCCUGAGCUGGUGCUGGUCAAAGGAGAAGACCUGACACACUACAGAGAAAUGUCCUACAAAGUCACAGAGGUCCUGAUGUCUUAUUGUCCGCUGGUCGAGAGGCUCGGAUUUGAUGAAAACUUUGUGGACGUCACAGAGAUGGUUGAACAAAGGCUUGCUCGGACAUCAGAGCCCAACAGCUUCUCGUUUAAAGGACAUGUCUUCAAUCAUCUCAGUGCAGAUACCAAAGCCAGUCGCCACCCAAGGUUGGCCAUGGGUUCGCACAUUGCAGCAGAGCUCAGAGAAGCUAUCCACAGCAAGCUCGGCUUGACCGGUUGUGCUGGCGUCGCCACAAACAAGCUGCUGGCCAAACUGGUUUCAGGCACCUUCAAACCGAAUCAGCAAACGGUUUUGCUGCAGGAGAACAUCGGCGACAUCAUGGGCUGUUUGAGUGGCCUCAGAAAAGUUCCCGGCGUGGGCCACCAGACUGCCAGGAGACUUCAAGCUUUGGGAUUAGUCAGUGUGAAAGACUUGCAGGUCUACCCACUGAGCGACUUGUCGAGGGAGUUUGGGGGUCCCACAGCUCAGCGCCUGAAGAAUCUGGCCCUCGGCAUUGAUGACUCAGCCGUCACACCCACAGGUGCCCCUCAGUCUCUCAGUGAUGAAGACUCGUUUAAAAAAAUGUGUUCAGUGAAGGAAGUUGUGGAAAAGAUUCAGGAGCUGCUGAGCAGUCUGGUGGGAAGGAUGCACACUGAUGGCCGGCAGCCUCAAACCUUCCGGCUUACAAUACGAAGGUACUCGGCGACCAACAAGUGGUUUAGCCGGGAGAGCCGCCAGUGCCCGAUCCCAGGCAGCGUUGGUCAGAAGAUCAUUUCAGGGAGCCCUGAAGACGCUGCGUCCCUGCUGGUCCCGUUGGCCAUGAAGCUCUUUCAUAAGAUGGUGGAGUGCGGCGCUGCAUUUCACCUCACACUCAUCAACGUCUGCUUCAGCAACCUGCAGAGCAGAGGGCCCGCUGUGAGCGGGAAGGGCGCCAUAACGUCGUUCUUCACGCAGAGCGCGUCACCCAGGAAGUCCCAGAUAUCAUCCUCACAAAACCGGGAUAGCUCAACCCAGAAUGCUGACGGUUGCCUCCUGGGCCGUCAGGUCAGCGCAUGCAGCAGGAUUGCUCCACCGAAAAGUCGAGUCACGUCAAAAGGCGCUUGUAGCUCUGAGGAACCAUUGCAUGGCUCCAAAUGGGAACAAAGCUGCGUUUGUGCUGUUGAGGAAAACCACGACGAAGCGUCCUGCAGCACCGAGAGAAUCGAUCUGGACGAAUCCAGAGCGCCGCCGAACGUCGACCCGGAGGUGUUUAAGCUCCUGCCAGAAGAAAUCCGGAAGGAACUUUUAUCUCCUGCUUAUUCAAAGUCCCCGCCCGGUCAAUCAGCCUCCGGGGCUCCCCGCAUGUCUGAAAACGAGCUUUGGGAAAACGAUUCAGCGGCGAAAGCCAGCGUGAAACGCCGGCGGUCUGCGGGAAUAAACGCGAUUGACGGAGGAGACGUCACGGAGCAGGAGGAAUUAUCGCCGCCCCGGUCAUCUGACUGUGACUUCCCGGGAAACGUGGACCCCGAGGUGUUUUCUGAGCUUCCACCCGACGUUCAGAAGGAGCUCCUGUUGGAAUGGAGGCAGCAGAAGCCGGUUCUUAAGGCUCCUUCAUCCAGGAAACCGGGGAAAGGCUCUGCCGCCAAGGGCAGAGACAGAAAGGCUGAAGGAAGAAGCGGCCAGUCGAACAAUCUGUUCAAGUAUUUCAAACCCGCUUAGAGAAAAACUGCUGGGGUUAGUAACAAAGAUGUUAUUUUUCUAACGAUGUGCCGUUCCUACUGUUAGGUUCCAUGAUGAUGAGAACAAUAAAAGAAAAAAACAAUAGAAAUGUCUAACAGCGCUUUAUAAUGGAGCCUGAAAACUAUGUUGGACUGAUGUUCAAUAUAGGGUUGGGCGAUAUGGCUUUAAAAUAAAAUCUCCAAUUUUACUUUGCCAAA
Fundulus heteroclitus (mummichog) is the source of this 2445-nucleotide messenger RNA. RefSeq names its product polymerase (DNA directed) iota (gene poli). NCBI's taxonomy places the organism in Eukaryota, Metazoa, Chordata, Actinopteri, Cyprinodontiformes, Fundulidae. Gene Ontology annotation, molecular function: DNA-directed DNA polymerase activity; damaged DNA binding. The record is from RefSeq and is a predicted model, not a curated record. The transcript is spliced from 10 exons. Gene Ontology annotation, biological process: translesion synthesis. Bases 131 to 2227 code for a protein of 698 amino acids.